AUGGUGGGGAUCGACGGCCAGUUUAUUACAACAGAAGAGGAGGGAAGCUUAGAUGCACUCAAAUGCGCUGCUUGCAAUUGUCACCGUAGGAAAACUGAAGGAGGCGAAGCUUUCGUUUUUCACCACCACCACCACCACCAGAACCAGCAACAACAACUACUUCUUACCCACCACCACACGGACAUUUCAACUAUAGAAGCCCAAGUGGGUACCUCCACGUUGCUCACCUGUAGUAGCGGAGACUCUCCCUCACCUUGCCGUCGAGUUCAGGUGGUAGAGGGAAUGGGUCAAGAGAUAAGCUUGAGGACUACUAUUCCAACCCCAGAGCCAACUCAAGAAAGAAAAGGUUCCGAACUGUUAAUUGAAUUAACAGAUUCUAUCCUAGUCACCUCCAGCAUCACCAUCUGUGACUCCAGCAUCACCAUCUGUAACNAUUUUGCACUACUAAUGGUAUAG
This is a messenger RNA of Fraxinus pennsylvanica, 456 nucleotides long. Lineage: Eukaryota; Viridiplantae; Streptophyta; Magnoliopsida; Lamiales; Oleaceae. The record is from the annotation of a GenBank genome assembly.